Molecule: messenger RNA, 3392 nt
Organism: Ostrinia nubilalis (European corn borer)
Lineage: Eukaryota; Metazoa; Arthropoda; Insecta; Lepidoptera; Crambidae
Product: solute carrier family 41 member 1-like
Exons: 11
Coding region: 391-1869 (492 amino acids)
Biological process (GO): monoatomic cation transport
Cellular component (GO): plasma membrane
Molecular function (GO): monoatomic cation transmembrane transporter activity
Source: RefSeq, a predicted model, not a curated record
GUAGACGUUUUCGGAUCAAUUAGGUACUUUUAUUAUACUCGUUCUCAAAUUAUGAAACGUGCCAGUUACAUUUCAAGUUACCGAAACCGUGAUGCAAUAAAAAAUAAAAAUCUUACGCGCCACAUUCGAUAUUUGAAAUUUAAAUUUUUGAAUUGUGCGUUCUGUCAACACUGCGUUUGUUUGAAUUUAUUUUUUAUCAGGGUAUUUGCUCAAAUCCCCGCUAUCACGUAGUUUUUAUCAAUGAUUUAGCCGGUGAGUGCGAAAGAAUCCGACCUAGAACGUUGUACAAGUUUUUAAUGAGGAAACUGGCAUUUCCUGAAAUCGUUUUAACAGUUUCGGUCUUCAGUGUUCCUAACUAGCUGUUCGUGAAGUGUAGUGAAAUUUGGUGUUAUGUCUUCAAUUUUGGGCAUGGGAGCGAGUUUGGAGAGGUCUUUUGAUACGUACAUCAAGAAAAUGAAGGGAUACACUAUUUUAGAUGAUAUCGGCGGGGACUCCACUUACAACAUGGCGUCCAUAAACUCCAGCGGGGAAUUGAAAAGCCCCGGGGACCCCCCGGACAAGAAGGUAGCUGACGUCGAUGCUGAAAAACAACCGCUAUCCGGGAAAAAAGAAGAAAGAUGGUGGAGCACACUGAUGCAGGUGGCUGUGCCGUUCUUCAUCGCCGGCUGCGGCACCAUCGGAGCUGGUCUCGUGCUGGGAACAGUCAGGGACUGGGACGUGUUCCUGAACGUGUCCGCCAUCUUUGUUCUCGUGCCAUCUCUCUCUGGACUUAAGGGUAACCUUGACAUGUGUCUCGCGUCUCGGCUGUCGACGCAAGCCAACCUGGGCAACAUGGAGUCAACCAGGGAAGUCAUGUCCAUGGUCAUCGGAAACAUAUCACUGGUCCAGGUGCAAGCGAUAGUAGCGUCAUCCGUGGUGUCGGUCUUCGCGAUAGUGGUCAACUCCAUCACGGAGCGGGGCAUCCACGGGCCGUACGUACUGCUCAUCACGGCGUCCGCCAUCUUUACUGCCACCACCACCUGCUUUGUGCUUGACUUCGUGAUGGUGAUGGUGAUCUACGGCUCUCACAAGUUCAAGGUGAACCCUGACAACGUGGCGACGCCUCUAGCGGCCUCUAUCGGAGACAUCGUCAGCAACUCCGUGCUCGCUGUGACAGCCCAGUACAUGUACGAGCAAAUACAGGUCUCUCUAUGGCAGCCUAUCACGCUCAUGUGCGUUUACUACUGCCUCCUGCCUCUCUGGGUGUUCGUGGUAUGGAAGAACAAAUACACCAAGAAAGUCCUCACCACUGGAUGGACUCCUGUCAUAUCAGCUCUCUUCAUCAGCGGUAUCGGAGGUAUCGUACUCGACCAGGCCGUGGAUAGGUACCGAGGGUACGAAGUCUUCCAGCCCAUCGUCAACGGCAUCGGAGGCAACCUGGUCUGCGUCCAGUCCUCGAGACUCGCCACGCACUUGCAUCAGACCGCCAUUCCUGGACAGCUGCCUGAAGGCACCAGGAUCUUGGAGUGGCCGUGGAAGACGCUGUUCUUCGGAACUAAGGCUGCUAAAGUGGCUCGCAUGCUGAUCAUCCUGGCCCUGUUCGGUCAGAUCAUCUUCAUGACAGUAGCCGACUUCGUCUACCAAGGAGUGGUGACCAUUCAAGUGGCGUUCGGUGUUACCUACCUCAUGUGCUCUAUGUUACAGGUUAUGGUGCUCUUAUACCUGGCAUACAUGCUCAUCCAUCUGAUGUGGCAGAAAAAGAAGGACCCUGACAAUGCAGCUAUCCCUUACCUCACUGCCUUAGGUGACCUGCUAGGAUCAGUCUUCUUAGGUCUUGCCUUCGUCGUCCUGUCCAUGUUUGGAAUGGAAUACGGUAACAACGUCCUGUGAGCUGUUCCAAAGUUUUAUCCUACGCUGGAUGUUAUUAUUUUCUUGUGAUUCUUUUCUAAAGGAUGGAGUUGGAAGGUGCAAAUUGGUGUCAACGUUGUCUGCACUCGUAGAAUUGCACAAAUCAUUAAAAACGUUGAUAUGGCAGUAAAUCUUUGGUUACGUAAAUUCAUAUAACUCGAGAAUUUUGAAAAUAUUCUCGUCAAUACUUAGACUUGAACGUUGAUAAAAUGGUUGCCAUAUCAACGACAGUUAUUGUCUGCCAAUUUUUUUAUUGUUGCGAUGUUUCUGUUAAUACAGUAAAUUAUAUUUCUUUUUAGAUGCAUGUAACGUAUUUCACCAAAUUAGCUUUACUUGGUUGUAGUUGUGUAUUAGCCUUUUAUUUGAGAUAAAAGUUUACAUUUUUAGUAAGAAAUACGUACCUUAUGGAAUUUUAACCUUGAGCAGUAUUGAAAAAUAAUGAAAUAGAAAGUAUUAGUGUUUAUGGUGCCAAUGUGUUUACAUGGAUGACAUGUUAUUGUAUAGUGCACAACUCAAUUAUCAUCCUAGUUGUUAUUCUUCCAUGUUUUGAAGAAGAGCAUUGUGCUUAGUGGUAUCUCGCUCUCUCGCUCUGACCUUUUGUAUUCUAAGAAUGAGAGUAGCUCCGUCUGUGAUAUGUACCCAAAAAUGUGAUUUAUUGCAAUUACUAUCUUUUAAAACUUGACACCAUGUUUUUCGAGGAGGACAAUAAAUUAACCGUUGUGGGAUAUUUUGAAUAUUAUUGACAAAUUAAGUGGGGCGUGAUAUUUUAUUCGACGAUGCUAUCUAUUUAUUGACUAUGAUGUUUUUCCAACUUUUAAAUCUUUAUUUCUAUUCUUUCUAAAACUUUUUAUGUUAAGCCCUUUUUAAAGCAUGUUAUAUUAUUUUAUUAUGUGUUUAUUUUAACUAAACUUCGAAAACUUAACGAUUAGGAUCAAUUCAAAUUGUCAUAUUUUUCGGUAGAUUUUGUCUAUGAGUAGUUAGCAUAUUCGAAGUGUAAAUUGCAAUUAUCCUAGUAAAUUGUAGAUAUUGUUGAAUGUAAAUAGUUUUUGCGUAAUAUUAGCAUGUAACCGCUAUACCUGUGCCGUUUGCUAAUGUGAUAUAGCAGUAUAUUAUAGCUGUACUAUUUGGUUUCUGAAUUUAAUACCUACUGACUUAGAAUAAAACUAGGUUUUUAGUUUUAUUCUAUUGUUUUUUUUUAUUUGUUUACUUUAGACUCAAAAUUAUGAGAUUUAAAUCAUUUUAACGAACUUUUUAUUCGUUCAUUUUAUAAUUCAGGAGCCAAUAAAGUUACCUAUAGACGUAGUAUAGUUUAGAAAAAGAGUACAAUAAAGCAAUUACGUAGAUAAGGUACGAGGCCUAAAUUAUGUAAUUUAUUAUAAUAAUGAUUAAUCUUCUAGUUUAAGAGAGCAUUUUAUGAGUGAAUAUUAUUAUUAAGGAAAAUAUAUUGUGAGUGUGUGAUGAGAUCUCAGUAUAAAAAAUGAAAUCAAUAAAAUAAAAUUCUUCAA